Chaetomium strumarium is the source of this 1890-nucleotide messenger RNA. RefSeq lists its product as uncharacterized. The record is from RefSeq and is a predicted model, not a curated record. Bases 119 to 1735 code for a protein of 538 amino acids. Lineage: Eukaryota; Fungi; Ascomycota; Sordariomycetes; Sordariales; Chaetomiaceae. The transcript is spliced from 2 exons.
AAUUGCUCGGUCGCUGAGCUGACUCAAUAUCGAAACCUCGGACGCGACAUCACUUGCUCGUUCUGUCCAGCAUUUGAGGACGCCCCUAUGACCACCCGCUCGACCGUGGUUCCCCAAGAUGCCGUUGAUAGACGCCCGCGACAUUCUCGCCUUCCCCGGCGGCGAUAAUUCAAGCGACACCGUCAUCGGCAAUGUCCACUUCAACCUAACAACGCUCGACCAUUGGAACUACACGCUCUACUCCAACGGCUCCCUGUCCAACGGCUCGUGGUGUCUUCUGACUUUCCCACCGUAUACACCUUCGCUCAUCCUCCCCAAUGGCACCUUCGUCAAUGUGACCUGGUGCUGGACGCCCACCGAGCCCAUCGGAGUCCGCGGCGGCAUCGGGAUCGGGUACGCCGUCUUGUUCGGCAUCGCUCUAGUCCUGAGCCUCGUCAAUCUCAACAAACACGGAAAGCUCCAUCUUCCCGCCGAGAAGCGCUUCUUCCCCAUCGGGCGGAGAUGGCAGUGGUACUGGGCCGCGUGGGUGUGCGCCACCGGCGUCAUUAGCCUGCUCACCGUUGUGGAUGUGGACCGAUAUUUCCUCCCGGAACUGCCCAUUAUCCUGACCAGUUUCUUCUGGUUCCUUAUGCAGCUAGGCACAAUGGCGCUUGUUUGGGAGGCUGUUCGGCACUGGGGGAGUUGGAUGGAGCGGCAGUUUAUCGACCCCGAUCCUUUUGCUCUGCGGGACGACGACAGAAGAUCCAAGGUCGAGUUUUAUCUUCCGUUGAUCUUCUACCUCUUCUGGUGGCUGAACUUCUUCAUGAUUAUCCCUCGCAACUGGGGCCAGAUCGAACGUCAGCGCUAUCCCCAGCAGACCCUAGACGAAGCCGCGCCCGCCGCUACAGAUGCCCGCUUCAAAGCUGCCGCCUUCCUCCUCGCUGUGUGCUGGCUGAUAACGGCCUUCUCGUUGAGGCAUUCGAUCAAGCACUACUGCCCUCGCAACCGAGGUCUCUUCAACCGUAUCGGGGGCUUCGUCCGCUACGCACCUCUGCGGUUCAUGUUGAUCCUUCCCCUGGCUGCCGUGGUCCCGGCUUACCAGGCUCUUGUGGCGUUUGACUUUAACUACAGCCCGCUCAAAGUCGAUGGCAAUAGGCCGGCUAUCUACCUUGGGGCAUACACCCCGACUCUCCUUAUUCUCUACAUCCAAGCCCUCUUUGGAUUCGUUAACCCCAACGAGGACCUUGAGCUGCAACGCCAACGCCGUGUGCGGGGCCACGAACUCGACCGUGAAAUGGGCAUCGUGUACAAGCCUUCGUGGUGGCGCCGCGUCAAUGGCGAGAACCUGGACCCCAACAUGAGCAUGCGCGACCGCUUGGUCCAAAACGUGCGGGAGAUCCAUGGAAACAAGCCGCGGGCACCAAACACCGAGGGAGGCUUCGAUCUUCCUGCCGGUGGGCCCCCUGAUCCCGUGGAGAUGACGCCGGUCUCUCCUCCACCGCCCGCAGCUUCGCGGAUGGCCAGCCCGCGGACGGAGCUGCCCCAUAACCUGCCGUUCCCCCGGGGAGCAACAGCAGCAGAGCGUGUCGCCGCCUCUCCAAGGCGCGAGGAGCUGAUGAUGGACUGGCCGCCACCGCCCUCGUAUAGGGAUACGGUGGAAAAUAGCCGCUCGAACGUGGCGAGGAGCAUCAGUGCUCAAUCAUCUGUGUCUACCAGCCAACCGCCGCAGCAGAUCCGGAGUAUGCUGGAUGUAUAAAUGGAGAUCCUUCACAGGCAAGGAAUACUGCCCUCUUGUCCGGCUCCGCCGUCUUCUGAAGGCCUGCCUGGACAACAUUAGUUCUAAACACGAGGAAUCAGCCAUCCACCUAUUCCCACACCGGCGCUGCGAUAGACGUGUAAUGGCCUGGUGAU